This is a messenger RNA of Cornus florida, 676 nucleotides long. Its product is annotated as ubiquitin-fold modifier 1. Gene Ontology annotation, cellular component: cytoplasm; nucleus. The coding region runs from base 73 to 351 and encodes 92 amino acids. NCBI's taxonomy places the organism in Eukaryota, Viridiplantae, Streptophyta, Magnoliopsida, Cornales, Cornaceae. Gene Ontology annotation, biological process: protein K69-linked ufmylation. The record is from RefSeq and is a predicted model, not a curated record. The transcript is spliced from 4 exons.
AUUGUUCAUGUGGGUAUUAUAUAUAUAUAUAUCCUUGCAAUUUAGAAGACGGAAACCCAAAAGCGAAAGAAAAUGGCGAGUGGUGGUGCCGACGGUGGAAAGGUGUCGUUCAAGGUCACUCUCACCUCCGAUCCGAAGCUUCCCUUUAAAGUGUUUAGCGUCCCAGAAGCAGCCCCAUUCACCGCUGUUCUCAAAUUCGCUGCCGAAGAAUUCAAAGUCCCUCCCCAAACCAGCGCCAUCAUCACCAACGAUGGUGUUGGAAUCAAUCCUCAGCAAAGUGCAGGCAAUGUCUUCCUUAAACAUGGGUCAGAACUGCGCUUGAUUCCUCGUGACAGAGUUGGAGCUUCUUAGAUAUUAUCUUAGAUGCAGUGAAGACACUAGUCUAUCACAUCCUUCAGCAUUUCUGAGUUCUAUCAACUCCAUCGGUUUGGCAAUUUGUCCAAUGACGCUCUAAUCUACAUUUUAGACUCGCAUGAAAACUGAAAGCAAUAAUGUUUACAAUAUUUGGAUUCCAAAGAUAUCCAUUUUCUUUAUGUAAUGAAGAGUAGUGUUUUGAAAAUUGACUGAAAUUUCAAUCCCCUAGCACAUAUGGAUAUGAUAGUGUUGCGUUAUGAUUGCCAAUAACACUACCAAUUUAUAUUAAAGUUUUAACAUCCUAUUAAGCCACUGUUUAUGA